AUGGUCGACAUUGACUCCAAGGAUGCGGAGGCUACAGUGGAAGACGAAGACAAUAUCAUUGAGGAAACCUACGGCGAUGACUGGCUCAUGAACUGGCUGAAGCGCGACCGCUCCACCACCGAAGAGGACCUGCGCAUGAUGGACUACCAGGGCUGGCGCAUCCACUCACCCAAGGUCCAGCUCAUCCGCAUCAAGAAUUUCCUCGCGGACGAGGACAUCGAUCGCACCAUCGACUGGGAGCGCAAGUUCGCCGAGAUUGGCGAAUUCCUCCUGCACUGCCUCCGCAUGGAGGACGCCACCAAUAAGGACUGGUACGUCGACCUGCGCGAGUGCAUGAACAUGCUGCAUGCGCACUGGAUCUUUGAGCAGCAUCACUACGGUGAGAAGAAACUCGUCGUCGACUUCCCCAUGUACUCGAGCGUCAGCACGCGUUUGCCGCCCCUUCUGGACGGGCGCGACCUCAUUGUGGAAAAGAGGCCCAAGGACCCGGUGCGCCCUCGGUAUCUUUUCCACAGGGUGCCCGAGUCCAUCCAGGACAUGGACUACCAGAUCCCUGGGCCGCUGCUGCGGACAAUGUUCAUGACGUGGUUCCGUCAGGACGGCAACCUUGUCUGGGCCGCCAAUCCGAGUGGCCCAAUGCCGGGAUCGGGCCAGCGUGGGAAGGUGUUCAAGUACCAGCCGGACUUCAACAUGGCGCUCACGGAAGACAAGUGGUUCGCCAAGUGCAUGAAUGGCGGGCCGGAGACCACAUCAAACGAGCUGCGAGGUGAGGCUAACUUUUACAUAUUGAGCAACGAGUAUGUUGCUGGCGAGGUCAACGAGGUCGAGGUCCGCGGCAAGAAACACAAGACGCAAACCUAUUACCCCGAGGGCGAGGCCCAGCAGCGCUUUGCCCGGUAUCGGGGCGCGAAGCGCGCGGCGCUGCAGCAGUGCCUCUCGCACUUCAACAGCGUUGAGAACGUGGCCAUCCAGAGCCCCUUUCGGAAACUCGUGCUGCCCCUGACGAGACGACAAAAGCAGCGCGCAAAGGUGGAAGCCGGCGUGAACAUCGUCUACAAGCCGCACGCCAUCAAGGCACCUCUCAAGAAUGCCAAGCUCGACCCGUUGGGCUUGGUGUACUGGCACACGAAGAUGCGCGAGAAUCACCUGGAGCGUGCGAACGAAAUGAGGGAAAAGACAGAGGAGUCGCACCGGAAGCUUCUAGAGAUCCAGGACACGGUGCUCCUACCGCACAACUUCCUCGGCCCCGUCACGCCCUUCAACUUCCUCAAGGAGAGCGAAAGGAAGCUGGUGGCGCGGCACACGCUGCUGGUCAACCUUCGCGACAAGGUGAGGAGGGCGUGGAGUCGGAACCCGCGGCAGAUGCUCGAAGGCGUCGUCAAGAACAUCGACCUCGGGCUCCAGGGGCAGUCAUCUUGGAAUAUGAAGGACGACUUGGUGGCGCACAGGGAAAAGCACGGGAGGUAUCUCGAGAUGAACGAUAUGGAGCUGUACUGGGUCCAUUUUGUAUGCGGGCCGUCGACGAACGUCAAGAUGCAGCGCGAGACGCUCCCGAAGCUCGGGCAGGCUUUUGAGGUGUUCACGGCACGUAUGCAGACUUUGUUGGACGAGCCGAGCCAGGAGUGUCUUUUCGCAGUCCAAAAGCGCAAUGUUAGCCUGCAACAGGUCACCCUGGCUAUCAACGCUAGUUUUCGACAUGGCGACUAUGUCUUCACCGAGGAUAUGGUAAAUAAAUAUGCCCGGGUUCUCGCUGACUACGGAAGACUUGGAUAUGAGCGUGCCGAGACCGGCGAAGUACAUAUCAGCCGCCCAGAAUGCACAUGGCACCCCGAAAACCGCAUGAACUGGCCCCGAGACGACGACCAUUGGGACCCGACGACCAAUCCUUGGACUGAGGCUAAUAUGCCGUCCCCCGACCACACGUGGGACUGGGAGACGGCCUUUGCCAACGUCGACAAGGUCAACGCAACCCGCCGCGCGACGAAGCGUAUGCUCUGGUCCGCCGCCUAUCGCGUCGGCGUCGAGCUCAGCGUGCUAGUGCAGAAACUCGCCGACGUGGACCAUACGCUGAGCAAACCGGCCGAGUGGGACUAUCGCGCCGUGCAGCUGCAAGACCUCGCGGGAACCUGGCGGGACCGGUUCGAGCGUCCGGACGAGAAGGGCGUGCGACCCGUGUCGUAUGUCAGCGUGGUCAAGGAAGGAUACCCGGGGCGAUGGAAGCAGGGGAUGACGGAGGAGCAGGCGGUCGAGAUCGUCAGAAGGGGCAUGAUUGACGAGCUCUCGGCGGGGGAUAGUACGCUCUGGCCCAGUCGGCCGCGGUUCAGCCGGGUCGACGGGAAGGACGUCAUGACGCUUCACAGGGAGCGCAUCUGGGAGUGGGCGCGGCCCGAGGUCGUGGGCAAGAGGAAGCAGUUCUUCUCGAUGAACCGGUGGCCGGUACAUCUGCAGAGCGAGAAGACGCAGACGGAGAUCCGUAUGAGUAUAAUCAAUGAGAAAGCAAAGAAGGACAUGGAAAAAGAGAAGAUCGCGGCCGAGAUGGCGAAGGUCGAGGCGAGAGCCCGGCCUACGAAAGAGGAGAUCCAGAAGGCGGAGCUGGCGAGAAGCCUCUCGGUGCCGUAUCACGAGGUGAACGACCCGCAGACGCAGUUCUUCCCUGGGCAUACGGAGUAUUGGGAGGGCGAUACACCGUUGCAGAAGAGGGUUAUCGAGGCGCAUGUACAGCGGGUUAUCCAGGCAUUCCUCGACAAGAUCAACAUGAUACUGACGUCUCAUACAGAAGAACUGGGUCCCAACGAUGGCAAAGCCCGGCGCGGGACUAGCUGGCGCGCCGAGGCUUCUAGUAGCAGCAAAGGCGGAGGCGACACCUUCACGUUUGCAGAUAUCGAGCCGGAGGUUGUGCCAAGGAGCGUGCCGGCACAGGUUACCCCAUCCGCGACAGGGCAGAUGGUGGCUGACGGGGCAGUGUUGGACAGGCUGCCCCAACGGAUGCCGCCGCCAACAGUCAUUGAGAGACGGCAGCCCUUGCUGUCGCCACGAUAUCCGCAGAGCCAGGAGCCUCGGAGAAGGGUACGGUUCAAGGAAUGA
This is a messenger RNA of Colletotrichum spaethianum, 3084 nucleotides long. RefSeq lists its product as uncharacterized. Bases 1 to 3084 code for a protein of 1027 amino acids. The record is from RefSeq and is a predicted model, not a curated record. Lineage: Eukaryota; Fungi; Ascomycota; Sordariomycetes; Glomerellales; Glomerellaceae. The transcript is spliced from 3 exons.